Molecule: messenger RNA, 1428 nt
Organism: Daphnia pulex (common water flea)
Lineage: Eukaryota; Metazoa; Arthropoda; Branchiopoda; Diplostraca; Daphniidae
Product: secretory phospholipase A2 receptor-like
Exons: 8
Coding region: 16-1356 (446 amino acids)
Biological process (GO): biological process involved in interspecies interaction between organisms
Cellular component (GO): external side of plasma membrane
Molecular function (GO): carbohydrate binding
Source: RefSeq, a predicted model, not a curated record
GGUCGAAUAAGGCGCAUGAAAAUGAGUAGCAGUUACUUUUUCAAAGUCUUUCUACUUGCCACUGCGGUCGCCGUUUGCCAGGCCGGAAUCGUAUCAGCAAACUCUCUGGGAAAAGUCGAAACAAAAGCUGCUUGUCCAGGAUUUCUACAAGGCAAUACUGCAGUACCUUGCUGGACCUUGAACGGAAAGUGCUACUGCUUUUCAAAAACAAAGCGCGUCAACUGGUUGGAUGCCGAUAAAUUCUGUAGGGUAGGCGGGAUGACUCUGUUGAGCCUAGAAAGUAAAGAAGAGGAUCAAAUGAUUAACAACCACAUCAAAUCCACAUCAGAAUUGAGUGACGACUACUACUGGAUUUCGGGCAAAUUCUCAAACAAUCGGUGGGAAUGGGCGAACAAUGAACCCCUGACUUACACACACUGGUACACAGGAGAACCGUCCUACAAUCAAGCUGGAAUAAGUUUCGUUUACAUCAACUAUUUGUUUCCCAACGGAAUUUGGUUCGAUGAAUUUGGGUCGGCCUACAUUCUCUUCAUUUGCGAGUCAAUUGACGAUGAAACAACAACAGUCGAUACCCAUACAACAGAAAAAGACGUCCCAACUGAUUCAACGACAGAAAAAGAUGUUCCCACUAAUCCAACAACAGAAAAAGAUGUUCCCACUGAGCCAACAACAGAAAAAGAUGUUCCCACUAAUCCAACAACAGAAAAAGAAGUUCCCACUAAUCCAACAACAGAAAAAGAUGUUCCAACUGAGCCAACAACAGAAGCCGUCGAGCUCACAACGACGAAAGCUACAACAAUAGAGCCUGUGUCGACUACCACCGAAGAAAGUUUAGAAGCGACGGCAAGGCCUGAAGAAAUAACCACAGAAUCCUCCGAGACGACUACGACUGCAGGAGAGACGACACCCACGCCAUUUUUCUGCCCCAAGUAUCUCCAAGGCAACAUAAGCAUGCCCUGCUGGACACUGAGUGACAAAUGCUAUUGCUUUUCCAAAUUCGUAAGAAACUGGACGAGGGCUGAUACUUACUGUAAACAAGCAGGCAUGACUCUGCUCAAGAUAGAAACGAAAGAGGAAAAUAAUUUGAUCGUCUAUCACCACACACACACGCCAGGAAUGACUAAAGAUAUUUACUGGACUUCGGGACGAUACUCGCAAGAAGGCAACAAGCGAUGGGAGUGGGCAACUACACAGCCGUACCAACAGCUGAGUUACACAAACUGGAACCCAACCAAACCUGUCCAACCCGAUUUCAACAUGCCUGGCUACUGUAUAGACAUUUCCUUUUUUCAAACUGGGCAUUGGUUCGACGGUCUCUGCAGUAGCAAUAUGAAAUUCAUUUGUGAAUCGAAAUAACGACCCAGAUGAAUAUAACUUAGCAUUAGAAAGAAAUCAAUUUUGUUUAAUACACAAUUUGGCAUCAGAAAA